AUGGAUAGAGACACUGUGCAGCGAUCGCAGAUAUUCCUGGCCUCUGAACAGAACCAGUACUCUUGGCCCUCUUGUGCCAUGAAACGUCGGGGUCCAGAGGCCUUCCACCAGGCACUAGUGCACGGUGACCUGAGGCUUCUCAAGGUCAUGGUCAGUGAGUAUCGUGAAGAUGUCAACAUGGUCUUCGAGGUCUGCACCAAGGAAAUGGAGUGGCAGGCAAAACCGGUGGCCCUGGGGGUUUCAGGAUAUGCAUUUUCAGAUGCCUAUUUUGUUUUUCUUUACCCUUUCAUGGGGUGUGGGUGUCACUGACAAGGUCUCUGGUCUCUGGAGUACAAGCAAGAGCUGACCAGCCCCCUCUGCAUCGCUGCAGGACACGGCUAUACUGACUGCCUGCAGUAUCUGCUCCAACGAGGGGCCAAGCCCAAUAUGAUUGUGGGGACCAAGAACGCCCUCCAUGCAGCCUGCGAGAAUGCACACACGGAUUGUACGCAGCAGCUGCUAGAACAUGGAGCUAACCCCAGACUGCUCACAGAGGACGGACUGUCAGCCCUGCACCUCUGCAACACCGCACAGACCUUUCGGUGCGCAAAGCUGCUGCUGAAAUACCGUGCGGACGUCAACCAGUUGACCGAGGACUUGGAGAGUCCCUUGCACGUGGUGGCCAGGCAGGGCCUGCACAACCAUGUCCAUCUCUAUCUAAGGUACGGGGCCGCCGUGGACGCCAUGAACGUCCACCGGGAAUCACCGCUCGGGAGCGCCUGCGGCCACGCGUGGAGCCCGGAGAGUCAGGAAGACUACCUCCAAGUGUGCAAGGUCCUCAUCAUGUACGGCGCCGACGUGAACUCUGUGGACGACGAGACCCGCAGCCCGCUGCACAAGGCAUCCAAGAAUGCCAGCCUCCAGCUGGUGCACCUGCUGCUGAAGUACAAAGCCGACGUCAAUGCCAUUGACUACAAUGGGUGCUCGCCCCUCACCAACGUGAUCCAGACAGCACCUUUUAAGGAAGAACUCAAUCCCCACCGCACCGUCCAAACCUUACUCAACCAUGGCUCCCGCAGGGUGUGGCCUGCUGCCUUCCCCAAGGUGCUGAAAAGCUGUGCAGGUUCUCCCAAGACGAUUGAGGUUUUGUUUAAUUCAUAUCAACAAAUCCAAGUGACUGAAGAAUGGAUGGAGGCGGUCCCAGAGGAAUUAUUCCAGCUUCACCGGCCAUUCUAUGAAUCCCUCUUUGCUCUAGCCUGCAGUCCUCGUUCUUUGCAACACCUGUGUCGUUUCGCUGCCAGGAAGCUGUUUGGUGACCAGUGCCACGCCCUUAUCCCCAGGCUGCCAAUGCCAAAAUGUUUGCGUGCAUACCUACUCUUGGAGCCAGAGGACCUGGUGUGUUAA
Messenger RNA from Rhincodon typus (whale shark), 1383 nucleotides. It is a transcript of the gene asb18, whose product is annotated as ankyrin repeat and SOCS box containing 18. Gene Ontology annotation, biological process: negative regulation of delayed rectifier potassium channel activity; intracellular signal transduction; neuronal action potential. Gene Ontology annotation, molecular function: transmembrane transporter binding. Gene Ontology annotation, cellular component: synapse; axon initial segment; membrane. NCBI's taxonomy places the organism in Eukaryota, Metazoa, Chordata, Chondrichthyes, Orectolobiformes, Rhincodontidae. The record is from RefSeq and is a predicted model, not a curated record. The transcript is spliced from 6 exons.